AGAGAGGGAGGGGGUUUGAAAUGUGUAUAGAAUAGAAACACAAGGGGAAGAGCGACAGAGAGAGAGAGAGGAGAGAGAAACCUGACAAUGCUGGAAUAAGGUACACAAAAAAGGAGUCGAAUUGCUGCAAGGAUUUGCCUAUGAAGAAAAAUAUAUAGAAAGAGAGACAAAAAUGCCACAAAAAUAAGGAGCGAUCUCUGUACGCAGUGUGAAGCAAGCCAAGGGAAAGUAAUUACAAGUCUUUGUGAUUGACCAGCAGAAGGGAGCUAAAGACACCUGUAACACUGUGGGCUAAUUCCAGAACAACUGUGUUGAGACUGUGCCAAAACCUCGGUCUAUUCAAGCUCCUAUUGGCUCCAAAACAAGAGACGUGAAACCAGAAGCUUGAAUCAACGUGAAAAAAAAAUUAUUUGAAGAAAGUGUGUUUAUAAUUUUGAGCUUUCACUCUACUGCUAUCUCACCUUCCCGGUUUCUAUGGCAACAGGUUUGACAAGUUCUGAUGAACUCUGUUUGAGGCCUUGAGGGAAGGUAGGCCGCCACAGGAAAUGAUAUCGGUUGUCAAGGAGAAUACUGGUGCUACUACUGAGAUUGGAGCCAGCUGAUUCUUACUUAAAGGGGAAAUACAAAACAUCUAAAAUUCUUUCAAUCCAAGGAAUUGAGCCGUCAUCCUUUAAAGAGAGAAGGUCGAGCACCCGCUGCUUACUUUUAAAUUAAAAACCCUCAGGCAACAUUUUUAUCAAACUCUUCAAAGUGCAAUAUUUCAAGUACUGGGAUUAAGAGAGAAAUAAAUAUUGACAGUUGUAUAUUAUAUAUACAAUAUAUACAGAAACAUAUCCAUAUAUUCUACACAAUAUUUACUUUCUCAUCUAUCUCCCAGUAGCAAAAGUUAAGCAAACACCAGCUUCCACUUGAAACUGUAAAGUAUUCAUUCCUUGUGACUCCAGACACGGUAUUUCUUGAAUAAAUUGCCAUUUUAUACUAUAUAUCAUAUGCAAAAUCCUGUUUGGUUAGCCAAAGCUGAAGAGCCCAUAAAACCAUCAAUUACUAACUUAUUAACCAUCUGUUAACUGACUUUAUGUACAACAUAGUGUUCCGGAAGAUUCUUGAUUUAUCGGCACACACAAAACCAUAGGGAGGAUAGCUGGAGCAGACUCCUGUCAGCCUCACAUGAACAAACCGACGGGAACGCCCGCUUCCUCCCAGCGAUUCCUUCUCCAGCCCCUUUACAUGUGCAGAGCAUCCCCAGCGUCGUCCAGCAGAAAGAAGUGGCGUUGUAACAGCUGAGAAGCAACACAGGAAGUGAGCCGGGCAGGCAGGAAGCGAGGACGUCGGAGUGCCGUUACCCUGGCGGCGUCAACCAUGCAGUCGGACGACCUCUUCAUCCGCAAGCUUCGCCGGCAAAGCCCUCGGCCUCCCUUGGCUGGGGUGACCUUCGAGUCGAAGAGGGAGCCUCUAAUCGGUACCCUGCGGGGGAAGGUGGUGGCCGAGUGGCCACCCAGGAAGGGAGAAGAGGAGAAAGGGUCCGGGAUAGGGAGCGGAGCACUGCGGUCCGCAGGGAGAAGCCACAUGAUGCAGAGGAGCAACAGCGACGUGACUUUGGGGGAUCUCGAAGUGUCUGUGAAAGGGGGAGGCAGUAAGGGCGGAGGGGAUAAUCUACAAGGUGGGUCAGCUUUGGGGGAGCAAGACGUAGUCCUGCAUAGGGAGUAUGGGAGCCUAUCUUCUCUGGAGAGGCAGAGUCGAGCAAGGGCACAGAGCAGUGAUGAUCAGGGUGCCUUGAGUCCUCCAGCCCAGCGUUUCAAAGACCCCUUCCUCCUUCUGGGGCUCCAAGCAGGAGGAGCCGAGCAGGAUUCCUAUUUCAGAGCCCUCACCACUCCAGCCGGGGCCCCUUUCGUAGAGAAGCCCAACAAAUCCGAGCUUCAGAAAAAAACGAAAAGCCAACCGCAGCCUUGUAACGGGAAUCUCCCCGGAGGGGCCUGGGUCCGAAACUUCGCCCACUAUGACGUGCAGAGCAUCCUGUUUGACCUGACCGAGGCUGCUUCCAACCGCGACAGCAUCAGCCGCAAGAAGAACAUCACCUCCGGGGCCUCAGCUGCCUCUCAGCUCCGCAGCCCAGCUCUGCCUGCUCCUCCCGGGGGCGGCACUGGGACUCACUCCCCCGGGGCUGUGUCGGGAGGAGGCGCCGAGGAACUGGGGCUGGACGAAGGGGACGGGAACGACAAUGAGUUGCUCCUCAGCUGCCCGCACUUCCGCAAUGAGCUGGGCGGGGAGGAGACAGCAGACCUGGGGCAACUAUCGGUACGCAGCUCUGGGCAGCUGAACUUCCAGUGCCCAAACGAUGCUGUGUCCGUGCUGGAGGAGCCCAGAGAGAGCCACGUCCAGCAGCAGGGCAAGACCAGCUACUUCAUCGAGCACGUGGACCUCGGAGCCCACUACUAUCGCAAGUACUUCUACAUGAAAGAUCACCAGAAUUUCUUCGGGACGGACGAGAGGCUAGGCCCGGUAGCGAUCAGUUUCCGACGGGAGGAGAAGGAGGGAUCAAGUGGCUCUCAGUACAAUUACCGCAUCAUCUUCAGAACCACAGAGCUGAAGACGCUGCGAGGGUCAAUCCUGGAAGAAUCUGUCCCAACAGCAGCCCGACACCCCACCCCUCGGGGCCUGUCCCCCAAGAAGUUGCUGGAGUACAUCAUCCCCGAGCUGAACCUUCACUCCAUCCGCCUGGCCUCCACCUCCCCGAAAGUCAGGGAGACCCUCCUCAAACUGGACGAGCAAGGGUUGAAUUUCCAGCGCAAGUUUGGUAUAAUGUACUGCAAGGCGGGUCAGAGCACAGAGGAGGACAUGUACAACAAUGAGAGUGCCAGCAGCUCGUUUGAAGAGUUCCUGGACCUGCUGGGGGAGCGGGUUCGACUCAAGGGCUUUGAGAAGUACCGCGCGCAGCUCGACACCAAGACUGAUUCAACGGGAUUGUACUCUCUCUACACUCGCUACCAGGACUAUGAGAUCAUGUUCCAUGUCUCCACCAUGCUGCCCUACACUGCCAACAACACCCAGCAGCUGCUGAGGAAGAGACACAUCGGGAACGACAUCGUGACAAUCGUCUUCCAGGAGCCAGGAGCGCUGCCCUUCACACCGAAAACCAUCCGCUCCCACUUCCAGCACGUCUUCAUCAUCGUGCGCACCCACCACCCCUGCAGUGAGCACACCUACUACAGUGUGGCGGUGACGCGCUCCAAGGACAUCCCACUGUUUGGUCCUCAUUUCCCCAAGGGGGCAGUGUUCCCCAAGUCACCCGCCUUCCGCGACUUCCUGCUGGCCAAGGCUCUGAAUGCAGAGAACGCAGCGGAGAAGUCAGAGAAGUUCCACGCCAUGGCGACCCGCACGAGGCAGGAGUACCUCAAAGACCUGGCGGACAACUACGUCACCACCACCCCUAUCGACUCCUCCUCCAAGUUCCCUCUCCUCUCCCUCGGAGGAAAGAAGAAGGAGAAGCUGAAAGGCUCCAAGGGGGCCGAGCUGCACAGCGCCAGCGCCCUCGUGUGGGCUGUAGGAGCGUCGCGGAAGCCCGGGGAUUGGGAUUGGGUACAGUGCCUGCUGGGAAUCUCCGCGGAGUUUGUGGUCCUGAUUGAACGCCGCUCCCGAAGGGUGGUCUUUAACUGCUCCUGCCGCGAUGUGAUUGGCUGGACGGCCCGGGCGGGUGGGACCGCGCUGGAUAUUUACUAUGAGAGAGGCGAGCUGGUGUCCCUGUGCGUGCUCGAGAACCAGGCUGAAGACAUCAAGGAAAUCAUUCAGAGGCUGGAGUUUGUCACGUGUGGCUGUGAAACUCGUCAGGUGACUCCGUUGAGGAACAGCGUGGGUCACGUGGGUUUCACGGUGAACGACGAGGGCUUUGUGACCGAGGUGGAGCGGUUCAGCUACGCGGAGAACGGGGGCCUGCAGACGGGGGCCAGGCUGGUGCGUCUCUGUGACGAGCUCUACCUGUCCCUCACCCCCAUGGAGAGAAGUGAGCUCCUCCACAAUGCUGUGAAAGUGCACAUCACCGUCAUCCCUCCGGACGAGAAAGGGAAGCCACGCAGGAGUUUCUCAGAGCUCUACCUCAAAGCAAUCCAGGACACCGAACGCAAGUCAGAGGGCUGGGAGGCUUGGGUCCUGAGGAAGACCGAGGACGGGGAGGAGAGCAGGGUCCCGGGACAGCAGCGAGAGGGAGAGGGCGACGGGACAGAGGCGUGCCUGCUCAGCCCCCCCGGCCUGCCCCUGUUUCGUGCCUCUUCUCUGCAGGACAGUCCCGUCGUGGAGCCCCUCCCCUCACCCCUGGUGCGCAGCUACUCCCUGGAGAAAUGCUCCGGCCAGGAAGAAGCCAAUGGGAACAGGCAUGUCUAUGACAAUGUGGGAGUGCAGCUGGACUGCAGGUCAGACUCUGUGUAUGAGAACGUCCCGGGGCUUGUGGGCACCACUCCUGACCUCAUUCGUGCGGUCAAGCCCAGGACCCCAGCAAAGGAGGAGGAGGAGAUUCAGAAGCAGUUUUUAGGACUGGACCUGGGUGAUGAAGAUCCCUCUGUCAGUGACCCCCACUGUCCCACAAUGCCACUGGGCUUCUCCAGCAGGGCGGACAGGAGCUCUCGAGCCCUGAGCGUCCAGAACACCAUCACGAAGAUUCUCUCUGAAAAUCCUGACUCUACAGAAAAGGAAUGGCAGUCGAUCGCAGCCUUGGCGGCGGCUUGUCGGAACAUCUUAGAGGUGCUGUCGAGAGAGGAUCGGAAAGCUGGAGACGGAGCUCAGUCUAGCGACACAUCUGUGACAUCACAAGAAGACAUGAAAACAAUGGACAAGAAACAAGGGGAUUCUCCGGGCCAUCUUGAAGACAAAGUGUGUCAACUGGAAGCCAUGCUUAAACAUCUGCAGGAUGACCUCCAAAAGGAGAAAGAAGACAAAGCAACUCUGCAGGAGGAGCUCCAGAGCCUGAGACAGAACAACCAGCGCCUGCAGGAGGAGUCUCAGAGCACGGUCGCGCGGCUCAUCAAAGUGACAGAGCUGCUGUGCAACAUCAACAAGCCCUGCUAGGACCUCCGACCUGCGACCUUUCACCUGGGACCCCGCCGCGUGCAUGCUUGGGGAGGGUGCAUGCUGUCCAUAUCCUUCUUUAUUUAUGGGGUGUAGGGCGUGAUGUUGGGGUGAACAACUCCAAGUGUUGGAUCUUUGAAAAUAACCCACUGACUUCUGAGGAUCUGACGCAGCGAUUCUCUGCUUUGAGUUGUUAUCCCAACUUUGCUAGUUAGACUGAUAUUUAUUCCCCAACACAGAAAUAUGAAAAUAAGCCUAAAUUCCCUAGUAAACGUUUAAACUUGAAGUUAUUUUUUCACUUCUAGUUGAAGCAUUUGUCAUUGAAUUCAAGCCUCUUUUAGCAUUCCUGGAUAACACUGGUUCCAUUACUGCUGGUUACUAAGAAGUGUUGGUUUUGAAGUGGUUGACCUUCUGAAAGCAAGCAGUGGUCUAUUGUUUCUGCCGUAUCCGCAGUUCUCUGUCACAAACCCACAGUUUCAGUUGACCUGGAAUAUGAAUCAGUUAAAGGUCAGAGGACGCAUCAUAGACAUGUUUACUAAGGACACUGUGUGCAUGUCCCUGGUUUAUAAAUCUUUACACGUGUUAUAUGAGUUCUUUGUAGGUUAUUCCCAAGCACAGAAGUAUUGUGAGAUAUUAUAAGUUGUACAAAAGAAAGCUGUAUUUUUUUCAGUCGUGGCCAAUAUUUUUUACUCCCCAGUUUGGAAUGCCCAAUUAUUAUUUGUACUACAGUUCACUGCAGCAACUCCCGCGCCGACACGGGAAACGGCGGCAGACACGCGUGUCCUCCGAGACGUGUCCUGCCAAGCCGUCUUUUUUCGCACUGCAGGUCUACAGCGAAGCCACCAGACCCAUAGUGCCGGAGGACAACACAG
Polyodon spathula (Mississippi paddlefish) is the source of this 5927-nucleotide messenger RNA. RefSeq names its product signal-induced proliferation-associated 1-like protein 2. Gene Ontology annotation, biological process: establishment of epithelial cell polarity; regulation of small GTPase mediated signal transduction; activation of GTPase activity. The transcript has 17 exons. Gene Ontology annotation, molecular function: GTPase activator activity; protein binding. NCBI's taxonomy places the organism in Eukaryota, Metazoa, Chordata, Actinopteri, Acipenseriformes, Polyodontidae. Gene Ontology annotation, cellular component: Golgi apparatus; plasma membrane; cytoplasm. The record is from RefSeq and is a predicted model, not a curated record. Bases 1360 to 5055 code for a protein of 1231 amino acids.